AUGUUGGAGUGUGACAAACGCUGCAAAACCAACUUCCCUGUGAGGACAAGUGGCGGAGUCACUCUCUUCAUUGCUCUGUAUGACUAUGACGCUCGCACCGAAGAUGACCUCACUUUCCAGAAAGGAGAGAAAUUUCAGAUCAUCAACAAUACUGAGGGCGACUGGUGGGAGGCUCGAUCUUUGGACACUGGCAACUCUGGUUACAUCCCCUCCAACUACGUGGCUCCUGUUGACUCUAUACAGGCGGAGGAAUGGUAUUUUGGGAAGAUGGGGAGGAAGGAUGCAGAGAGACAACUUCUGGGCCAUGGCAACCAGAGGGGAACUUUCCUCAUACGAGAGAGCGAGACCACCAAGGGCGCUUACUCUCUGUCCAUCCGUGACUGGGACGACAAUAAAGGAGACCACGUUAAGCAUUACAAGAUCCGCAAAUUAGACAAUGGAGGCUACUACAUCACCACAAGAUCUCAGUUUGACACUGUUCAGCAGCUGGUUGAACACUACACAGGCAGUAAUGACGGGCUGUGUUAUUACCUGACCCAUGUCUGUGUCAACUCCACGCCGCUCACCAUGGGCCUCGGGCGGGAUGCCUGGGAGGUGCCCAGGGAGACACUGAAACUGCAGACAAAGCUGGGACAGGGCUUCUUCGGGGAAGUGUGGAUGGGCAUGUGGAACGGCACCACCAAGGUAGCAGUGAAGACUCUGAAGCCAGGAACCAUGUCCCCUGAGGCCUUCCUGGAGGAGGCCCAAAUCAUGAAGAGACUUCGCCACGACAAACUGGUGCAGCUCUAUGCCGUCGUGUCCGAGGAGCCCAUCUAUAUCAUCACUGAGUUCAUGAGCCAAGGAAGUUUACUGGACUUCCUAAAAGAUGGAGAGGGACAGAACCUGAAGCUGCCUCAGCUGGUGGACAUGGCUGCACAGAUUGCAGCUGGAAUGGCGUACAUCGAGAGGAUGAACUACAUCCAUCGUGACCUGCGAGCAGCAAACAUCCUGGUCGGAGACAAUCUGGUGUGCAAAAUCGCGGACUUUGGGCUGGCGAGGCUCAUCGAGGACAAUGAGUACACAGCAAGACAAGGGGCCAAGUUCCCCAUCAAGUGGACGGCUCCGGAAGCUGCACUGUAUGGACGUUUUACCAUCAAGUCAGAUGUCUGGAGCUUUGGCAUCUUACUGACUGAGCUCAUCACUAAAGGACGUGUGCCGUACCCAGGUACUGGAUGAUACCUGUUGAGCAUU
Molecule: messenger RNA, 1230 nt
Organism: Paralichthys olivaceus (Japanese flounder)
Lineage: Eukaryota; Metazoa; Chordata; Actinopteri; Pleuronectiformes; Paralichthyidae
Source: RefSeq, a predicted model, not a curated record